Molecule: messenger RNA, 471 nt
Organism: Protobothrops mucrosquamatus (brown spotted pit viper)
Lineage: Eukaryota; Metazoa; Chordata; Lepidosauria; Squamata; Viperidae
Product: C-type lectin lectoxin-Thr1-like
Exons: 5
Coding region: 1-471 (156 amino acids)
Molecular function (GO): signaling receptor activity
Source: RefSeq, a predicted model, not a curated record
AUGAUGCAUUUUCUCUUUGUGAGCCUCAACUUGCUGCUGGUGGCCCUAAGUGGAGUGAAAAGCUGUUGUUGUCCCCACGAUUGGCUCCCCAUGAACAGGCUGUGCUACAAGGUCUUUGAUGACCAAAAGAACUGGAACGAUGCAGAGAUGUUCUGCAGGAAGCAGAAGCCAGGCUGUCACCUGGCCUCCCUCCAUAGCAUUGAAGACUCAGCGGAUGUGGCCGAGUACGUCUCCGACUAUCUCAAGAGUGGCAGCAAUGUCUGGAUUGGACUGAAUGAUCCAAAGAAACAACGUAUCUGGCAAUGGACAGACAGAUCCAGAACCAGCUACGUCACCUGGAAUCCAGGAGAGCCCAACAACCUUAGGAACAAUGAAUACUGCGUUGAACUUUGGAACCGGUCAGGUUACACGAAGUGGAACGAUGAGAAUUGUGCAUCCUCACGUUCGUUCCUCUGCGAGUGCAGAUUCUAG